Peromyscus californicus insignis is the source of this 168-nucleotide messenger RNA. It is a transcript of the gene Tnp1, whose product is annotated as transition protein 1. Gene Ontology annotation, molecular function: DNA binding. Gene Ontology annotation, biological process: spermatid nucleus elongation; spermatogenesis; chromatin remodeling. Lineage: Eukaryota; Metazoa; Chordata; Mammalia; Rodentia; Cricetidae. The record is from RefSeq and is a predicted model, not a curated record. The transcript is spliced from 2 exons. Gene Ontology annotation, cellular component: male germ cell nucleus; nucleosome. Bases 1 to 168 code for a protein of 55 amino acids.
AUGUCGACCACCCGAAAGCUAAAGAGUCAUGGCAUGAGGAGAGGAAAAAACCGAGUUCCUCACAAGGGUGUCAAGAGAGGAGGCAGCAAGAGAAAAUACCGGAAGGGCAGCCUGAAGAGUAGGAAACGGGGCGAUGAUGCAAGUCGCACUUACCGCUCCCACUUGUGA